AUGGUGCGCUGGGAGGCGGCCGCGCUGCUCGCCGCGCUCGUCGGCGUCUGCGUCUGGAGCGACGAGACCGGGAAAGUUGUCUCGGACCGGUACGCGGUCUACUGGAACCGGAGCAACCCCAGGUUUUACCGCGGGGACUACACGGUGGAGGUGAGCAUCAACGACUACCUGGACAUCUACUGCCCGCACUACGAGGAGCCGCUGCCCGAGCGGAUGGAGCGCUACAUCCUCUACAUGGUCAACUACGAGGGGCACGCGUCCUGCGACCACCGGCAAAGGGGCUUCAAGCGCUGGGAGUGCAACCGGCCCGACUCCCCCAACGGGCCCCUCAAGUUCUCGGAGAAGUUCCAGCUCUUCACCCCCUUCUCGCUGGGCUUCGAGUUCAGACCCGGCCACGAGUACUACUACAUCUCCGCGUCCCCCCCGAACAUGGUGGACAGACCCUGCCUGAAGCUGAAGGUUUACGUUCGGCCAACAAACGAUUCCCUCUACGAGUCCCCGGAGCCCAUUUUCACCAGCAACAACUCCUGCUGCAGCCUCAGGGUCCCGCACGCCGUGCUCGUGGUGGUGCCGGUCGUCUGGACGUUCCUGGCCUCGUAG
Gavia stellata (red-throated loon) is the source of this 600-nucleotide messenger RNA. It is a transcript of the gene EFNA2, whose product is annotated as ephrin A2. The record is from RefSeq and is a predicted model, not a curated record. NCBI's taxonomy places the organism in Eukaryota, Metazoa, Chordata, Aves, Gaviiformes, Gaviidae. Gene Ontology annotation, biological process: axon guidance; osteoclast differentiation; ephrin receptor signaling pathway. The coding region runs from base 1 to 600 and encodes 199 amino acids. Gene Ontology annotation, molecular function: ephrin receptor binding. The transcript has 4 exons. Gene Ontology annotation, cellular component: plasma membrane.